Messenger RNA from Melitaea cinxia (Glanville fritillary), 3835 nucleotides. It is a transcript of the gene mus201, whose product is annotated as DNA excision repair protein ERCC-5. Gene Ontology annotation, molecular function: single-stranded DNA binding; DNA endonuclease activity. The coding region runs from base 328 to 3681 and encodes 1117 amino acids. The record is from RefSeq and is a predicted model, not a curated record. Gene Ontology annotation, biological process: nucleotide-excision repair. Gene Ontology annotation, cellular component: nucleus. NCBI's taxonomy places the organism in Eukaryota, Metazoa, Arthropoda, Insecta, Lepidoptera, Nymphalidae. The transcript is spliced from 7 exons.
UGACAGGCUGCCGGUCAUAGGAUGUGGGGUUACGCAUGGGGCGUGAGAAAAUAAAGUGUGGGAAAGAGUGGGCGUCGCGGUGUAGUAAAACAUUUGAUAUUGUAUGUAGUGAGCCGAACACUUACGAAUGCAUGCACCAGUAGCGGGCAUCAUUUCGUAUUGUUGUUGUGUGCGUGAUAAAUGAGUUCACAGAGCGAAAAGGUUGCAAUGUGUGAGGAAGAGACCGACGAUUGACCGGAGAUCUCGUGGGAAACGACCUUUGUUAUGUAUACUGUUAUAUAGAUUAGUUAAACAAAAAAUCAGUUCGGGAUUUUAAUUGCACGCGAUAUGGGAGUCACUGGACUGUGGCGUCUUAUUGAGCCUGCCGGCAAACCGGUGCCAGUUGAGACACUUGAGAAUAAAGUUUUAGCAGUUGACAUUUCAAUAUGGUUGCAUCAGAUGGUGAAAGGAUAUCAAGAUGCAAAAGGAGCGCCUGUUGCCAAUGCACAUCUUAUUGGUCUCUUUCAACGUCUUUGCAAAUUGCUAUACUUUAGAAUAAAACCAGUUUUUGUUUUUGAUGGAGGUUUCCCAGAGUUAAAAAAAGAAACUAUUGCUAAAAGACAAGAUAGCAAAUCAAAGUAUAAUUCUCAAUCUGAAAGACUGAAACGAGAAAUAGCUCUACUUUUAGGCAAAAAGACGGCAAUUAGUACUUUACUGGGCAAACAAAUAUCACCAAAGAAAAAUAAACAAGUUGAAAACAAUGAUAUAUUUAAAUUACCUGAAUUACCUGAACAAGAUAAAGAAUCAGAUUCUGAAUCAGAAUCAGAAGAUGACCAUAGUACAAGCACAUCAAGUGUUGAUUUACACUCGAUCGAUUUAGAAUCUGAAAAAAUAAAAAGUAUGCCCUUGAAGGAGAAAUAUGAUUUACUUGUUGAAUUAAAAGAAACAAGAAAAAUGAACUCAUGGGGAAAACUUCAUACUUUACCAAAAGACAGCAAUAAUUUCUCUAAUUUCCAAAUGGAAAGAUUACUAAAAAGAAGAAAACUUCAAGAAUGUCUUGAGGAAACUGAAAAAGAAAUGGGUGAUGGAUGUAUGUCUUUAAAUGAAUUAGAGUCUUUGCUUAAUGAAGAAGGUAUUGACACUAAAAUUGAAAAUUUGCCUAAUCGUCGCAUAGCUUCUGAUAACACCACAAGAUAUUUAUUCAUUAGCAAUGUUCAUCAAGCCUUAGCUGAUGCAAAGAAAAGAGAAAUAAAUAUCCAAAAACAGGCAGAUACUAAUGAACCUAGUACUUCAGCUAGCAUAAAUGAAUCAGAAUUAUGUAAACCUUCAGAUAAUGAAACAAGUAAAUCACCAAAACAUGAUGAAUUAGAAGAUGACUUGCAAAGAGCAAUACAAAUGUCAUUAGAAUGUAUGGAUGAAAGUGAAGCAAGCGUUUGUGCAUCAAAGACUGAUGAAUCUUGGACUUCUUAUUUAACAGAUUCGGACUACAGUGAUGACGAAAGUGAUGGCUAUGAACCGCCAGACAUGUCGUCAGCAAAAGCUUAUAUAAAGCAAUACAGUGACUUUACACAUAAAGCUAUAGAUGGUAUAGUUGCGCCGAAAGAAAAAGAUAAAAUUGAAAGAAAAAAAAUGAAAGUUGAUAAAAUAAUAGAAGAGCUUGGCCAAGAUAAAACUAUAAUUGACGAUAAUAUACAAUUACUGUCUAGUGAUGAUGAGGAUGUCAUAGAAGAGACAGUAAGUGAGAAUGCAAAUAUCAAGACAAUAGUAGAGGUAACAAAAAAUGAAAAUAUUAAAGCGGAUAUAAAAGCAACUGGUGAUAAUGUCAAUGACAUGAAUGAUACACAAGCUUCAGUUGUUUUCGUCGAAAAUUCUGAAAAUCAGUUUAUAUCACUUGAAACAAGCUUAGAUGAUGUAUCAGAAUUAAAUGACAAAAAAUUAAGUUUAGAAAAGGAAGUUCAAGAAUCAUCAAGUUCAAGUGAAGAUGAAUUUGAAGAAGUAUCAGAUAAUGAUCAGAAAAAAAAUGAUCCAGUGGUGGAAUUAACUUUGAAUAUGGGUGCGAAUAUUGAAGAUGAUAUUUUCGCGGAUAUUUUUGAUGUCAAAGAUAACAACAAGGAGAAAUCGAAUGCUACAAAUAUAUCUGAAUGUUCUGAUAAAGAAAAAAUAAAAGAAGAUGAUAAAAAUAAAUACAAUGAUGUCAAAAUACAAGAAACAGAACUAAACAAAGAAACACAAACUAAACCAACUAUUACAAAAAAAGAAGAACUUGCAGUCAGUGUAGAAAAGGGCGAUACACAAAAAAUGGUUACUGAUAGAAUAUCAAGUGAUGAAUCUGAAAAUAAAAGUACUGAAACAGAAACUGGCGAUAAACGAAAAACAAAAAGAGCCUUUGAAAAAGAAAUAAUUUCAACAGAGAAACUAAAUACAAUGGUUACUGAAAUCGAAAAUGAGGAAGAGGAGUUACUACAAGAAAAAGGGCGCUUAGACCGAAUAGGUCGUAAUAUAACUGAAGAAAUUACAAAGGAAGCACAAGAAUUGCUCCGAGUUUUUGGUAUUCCAUACAUUGUAGCACCUAUGGAAGCAGAAGCGCAAUGUGCUUUUCUAGAAAAUGUGAAACUAACAGAUGGCACAAUUACGGAUGAUAGUGAUAUAUGGCUUUUUGGAGGCCAAACUGUUUACAAAAAUUUCUUCAAUCAGAAAAAACAUGUUCUUCAGUAUCUAAGUGAGAGGAUCGAAAAAUCUUUUAACUUAACGCGUGAGCAAUUAAUAUUAUUAGCUCUCUUGGUUGGUAGUGAUUACACAACCGGAGUGACUGGUGUUGGUCCAGUUACUGCACUAGAAAUAUUAGCAUCAUUUCCAUUUAAUAAGAAAAGAUUACUUAAAGAAUGUCCAAAUAAGCAGGCCCUUUAUCAAGAAAUUGUUACUGGUUUACAAGAAUUUAAGAAAUGGGUAAAAGCUGGAAAACGAACCGACAAUGUUAACUUAAAGAAGAAAUUGAAAAAUGUUACAUUGACUGAUGAUUUUCCAAGUGUGAGGGUAGUUCAGGCAUACAUGGAACCAAAUAUAGAAAAAAGUGAAGACAAAUUUACAUGGGGUAAUAUUGAUAUAACAAUACUAAGAGACUACACUAAAGCUAAGUUUGGCUGGUCACAAAAUAAGCUAGAUGAAAUUAUAAAGCCUGUUUUAAAGAGAUUACUUGAGCGAAAAAAUCAAAAAACAGUCCACGAUUAUUUUAAAAGAAAAAUUGAAAUUGAAACAUUAGAAAAUCAAAUGAGCAAAAGAGUUAAAGCUGCAGUACACAAAAUGGGUCCAUCAUCUGAAAAUAUUGAUGAACAGACAGAAAAAACAGAAAAUGUUGCAAAACCAAAGAAAAUAAUUGUUAGUAAUAAAAAAACCAGUGGCUCUAAAGGACCAAAAGCCAAGAGAAGCAAAAAUGAUGAAACAGCGCUUAUUGAUGGAGUUGUUAAAACAUCUACAUCAAAGGAUACUGAAAAUAAAUUCGAUAUAACUGUGCCUAAGACGGGAAGAUUCCAGGAGAUAAUACCUCAAAGGGAAAAAGAUAAACAGAACUUAUUAGAAAAUAAAUUGAAAGCUAUAGAAAUGUUUCGAAAAACUAAGAUUGAUACCAAGAGAAAGACAACAAAAAGGAAGCUUCCGGUGCCUAAAGAUAAAGCAGAGUUAUCCGAAAGUAGUGACAGUGAUUAGUAAAUUUAUGACAGUGAAAGUAAUUAAAAAAAAAAAAUUGUAUUGCUUAAUUUAUUUUAAUCAACAUGCAAAUUAAACAAUGUUUUGUAUCAUAAUAUCUUGUGGCUGUGAAUUGGCGUAUUCUUUAAAUAAAAUAAGUUUUUAAAAUAGUCAA